Messenger RNA from Phoenix dactylifera (date palm), 3259 nucleotides. Its product is annotated as receptor kinase-like protein Xa21. Gene Ontology annotation, biological process: protein phosphorylation. NCBI's taxonomy places the organism in Eukaryota, Viridiplantae, Streptophyta, Magnoliopsida, Arecales, Arecaceae. The record is from RefSeq and is a predicted model, not a curated record. Gene Ontology annotation, molecular function: ATP binding; protein binding; protein kinase activity.
UCCUUUGUUGCACUAUAUUCUUGUCCUUCCAAGCUCCUGCAUUGGCCACCAUUGCAACAAGAAACGCUAAUGACCUGCAAACUCUCAUCUCCAUCAAGGCUCAUUUGUAUCCACCUGAAUCCUUGUCCUUAUGGGGUAGUCAAAACCAAACCAUGCACUAUUGCAAAUGGAUAGGCGUGAAGUGUGGCGGCCCUCAAUACCUUAGGAGAGUCACGGCCCUGGAUCUCGACUCCCUCAACUUAACUGGUCAAAUAUCGCCAGAUAUAGGGAACCUUACCUUCCUCCAGAGGCUCAACCUUUCUGGUAACCAACUGCGGGGAUAUAUCCCACAAGAGCUUGGCCGCUUGUCCAACAUCCAGUUUCUCGUUCUGACGGACAAUACUCUUGAAGGCACUAUUCCCACAAGCCUAGCCAAUUGCUCCAAUCUUGUGCUCUUAAGCCUAGGUGGUAACAAGCUAGUAGGGGAGAUCCCAGCGGAGCUUGGGAACCUCCCUAAGCUUUCUGUUCUCCUCCUUGGUACAAACAACCUCAUGGGGAUCAUCCCUCCUUCCCUGGGGAAUCUCUCAUCUUUGUUAGGCAUCGACCUGUUGGAGAACAACCUAAGGGGACAAAUCCCUUCGAGUCUUGGACGACUUGUCCGCUUAAAACAUUUCACUGUAACCACCAAUAGAUUGACAGGAGAGAUUCCAUCCUCUUUUCUUAACUUAUCUUCCCUUUGUAAAUUCUAUGUUGGAGAAAACCAGCUCUCGGGGGUGCUCCUAUCUAGUAUGGGCGACAUGCUCCCUAGGCUUCAAGUUCUGCAAGCAUUCUCUAACCAGUUUGAAGGUCCCAUUCCAAUUUCGCUGCCAAAUGCUUCCAGGCUCGAAGAAAUUGUUUUGUGUGACAACAAACUUAGUGGCCCAGUGCCUAGGAAUAUUGGUAUGCUACGAAAUCUUGCUUCAGUGAGCCUCUGCGAUAAUCUAAUAGAAGCGAAGCAAGGUGAGGACUGGGAAUUUCUGACAUCCUUAGCCAACUGCAGUAAUCUGAAAAUAUUUGAUCUAUCCAACAACAUGUUGGAAGGCAUGCUACCAAGCUCAGUAGCCAAGCUAUCCACUCAACUGCAAUGGCUAGGCCUGGGAGGGAAUCGGAUAAAUGGAAAUAUUCCUACAGAGAUUGGUCGAUAUAUCAACUUAAACAGGCUUCACAUGGAUCGGAUGCUUCUCACAGGUGCCAUUCCUGCAACCAUCGGGAGGCUUCAGAAACUACAGAUCUUGCAAUUGAACGAGAACGAAUUCACAGGAGCUCUUCCAUCCUCUUUCGGUGACCUAACGCAGUUGCUUGAACUCCAUUUAGAUCAGAACAGUCUGCAAGGAGGAAUACCCUCAAAUUUUGGGAAGCUACAGAAGUUGGUACUCUUGGAUCUCUCCCACAACAAGCUUUAUGGCUCCUUUCCCAAGGGAAUUACAGACCUUGCUUCCCUUACAAUUUACCUUAACUUGUCGCAUAACUCAUUGUUUGGGCCCCUGCCAUCAGAAGUUGGCAGGCUGAAGAAUCUUGGAACAUUGGAUGUUUCAGAAAACAAAUUGUCCGGAGAGAUUCCUGACACUCUCUCAGAAUGUCAGGUCCUGCAGUACGUCUAUAUGCAAGGCAACCUUUUCCAGGGGGCCAUUCCAACUUCUUUGAGCUCUUUGAACAGUAUCACAGUACUAGAUCUCUCUCGCAAUAACUUGUCCGGGACAAUUCCAGCAUCUUUUGAGGGCUUUCGACAUUUGCAGCUUCUGAAUCUCUCCUUCAAUGAUCUCGAUGGCCGCGUACCAAAUGCAGGGAUCUUUCUGAAUGCAAGCUUGGUGUCGGUCAUUGGAAACCAGAACCUAUGUGGAGAAAACCAUGCGUUGGACUUGCAAACAUGUCCCGAGUUCAGGAGACCACACAAGUCUCAUGCACUAACAGUAGUCAUCACAACUGGAAUUGUGGUACCUCUAGUUGUUGUGUUCUUGUGUGCUAUGAGACUUCGGAAGCCAAGGAGUAAGAUAUCUUUGCCUCUGCAUCCCUUAGAGGGCAAGUAUCCAAAGACCUCUUUCGCUGAGUUAGCAAGAGCAACUGAUGGGUUCUCUAGGGCUAAUCUAAUUGGUGAGGGAAGUUUUGGCUGUGUGUACAAGGGAGUGGUGAAUUUUGAGCCAAAGGAGGUAGCUAUUAAGGUACUCCAUCAUCAUCAACAAGAGGCUUUAAAGAUCUUCCAAGCUGAAUGCAAAAUCCUGACAAGCAUUCGGCAUCGAAACCUCCUUAAGAUCUCGACAGCCUGCUCUAGCUUCGAUCGCAAUGGUAAUGUUUUCUUGGCUCUUGUUACUGAGUUCAUGCCGAAUGGGAGUUUAGACAGAUGGCUGCACCCGAGAGUGGAUGGGGAGGAGGUGUUGCAAAAGUUGAACCUUCUUCAAAGAAUGAACAUAGCAAUGGAUGUGGCUUCGGCUUUGGACUAUCUACAUCACUACAGCGGCGCACCAAUUGUUCAUUGCGAUUUGAAGCCAAGCAAUAUUCUUCUCGACAAGGAUAUGGUUGCUCGUGUGUGCGACUUUGGACUCGCAAAAUUUCUGAUCACAUCUUGUGGGGAUUCUUCUCUAGUGACAAGCCACACUAUUGGAAUAAAAGGAUCCAUCGGAUAUGUUGCUCCAGAGUAUGGCAUGGGCAGCAAAGUCUCUACUCAAGGGGAUGUGUACAGUUAUGGAAUGCUUUUGCUAGAGAUGUGCACUGGACUGAGACCCACUGAUAAUGUCACAUUUAAAGACGGUGGAGACCUUCGUAGUUUUGUAAAGAUGGCAUAUCCUGAACAUGUAAUGGAUGUACUAGACUCGGCUUUACUGCUGAACGAGGAGAAUGGAAUAAAUAAAUUCCUUUGUCAGAGUGCAAUCACUGCAAGAGAGAAGGCACAGAAUUGCUUGCUGUCAAUCAUUAAAAUAGGUCUCUUGUGCACCGAGAAAUCACCACAGCAGCGAAUGAAGUUGGGAGACGUCAUCAAAAUAAUGCAUGCCGCCAGGGAGACACUUCUAGGAGAUCUACCGUAUGAGAAUUCAAAGAUAUCUCAAUUGAACAACUACAAUGUAUCUUCUUGAGAAAUAUUAUGAUCAGUUAUAGGAUAGUGUUGCACAUAUUGGUGUCAUAUAUAGAUAUACUAAUAUAUACUGCAAAGUAAUGAACUGCAAACAGUCAUUGUGAGGAAAAACACAUAGUUACAGGUCUCUAGAGAUAAAGACAAGCCAAGAGUAUAUUGUGGUGUGUACCAGGA